Molecule: messenger RNA, 153 nt
Organism: Puccinia triticina
Lineage: Eukaryota; Fungi; Basidiomycota; Pucciniomycetes; Pucciniales; Pucciniaceae
Exons: 1
Coding region: 1-153 (50 amino acids)
Source: RefSeq, a predicted model, not a curated record
AUGUUCAUCAUCGGCAUCCUCACCCGACAGCCAGCACUCUUGACUCUUCACAUUUCAGACAUCAGGACCCAGCUGGAUCACCUCCGCCAAACCUGCCACGAAUCUCGUAUGUACGAGGAUUCGGACAAACCUGCGGAUAAUCCAAACUAUUGA